AUGGAACAACCGGAAUUUAUUGCAACAAAUGCCAGAGCUAUAAGUCUGCUCUACUGUGCAAUAAGUGGAGAAGAAUAUGGAAAGAUAUCAACUUUUGAAACUACCAAGGAAAUGUGGAACAAGUUGGAAGUAACUUAUAAAAGAACUUCCACAGUUCGAGAAAACAAAAUCGAUGCGCUACAACAUGACUAUGAAACCUUUAUGAUGAAGGAUGAUGAAGAUAUUGAAUCUAUGUUUGCCAGGUUUAGUAAAAUCAUCUGUGAACUCAAGUCUCUUGGAGUUGUGUACUCACAUUCUCAACAAGUAAGAACACUUGUCAGAGGAUUACCAAAGGCUUGGGAACCAAGGCUAUUGUUUUGGAAGAUGGAAAUCUGGACAAGAUUACUUAUGAUGAACUUCGAGGAAAUUUAA
Lycium ferocissimum is the source of this 411-nucleotide messenger RNA. RefSeq lists its product as uncharacterized. Bases 1 to 411 code for a protein of 136 amino acids. The record is from RefSeq and is a predicted model, not a curated record. Lineage: Eukaryota; Viridiplantae; Streptophyta; Magnoliopsida; Solanales; Solanaceae. The transcript has a single exon.